CGACGACGAAUUCUAUUCUCAUCACAACAAGUAGAAGUAUUGCAAAAUCGAUUCCAAAUUAACAUUUAUUUGUCGCCCAUUGAACGUGAACAAUUAGCAAGAAAGCUUCAUUUAUCACCUAAGCAAGUUAAAGUGUGGUUUCAAAAUCAACGCUAUAAGAAAAGAAAAAAG
Molecule: messenger RNA, 171 nt
Organism: Trichoplax adhaerens
Lineage: Eukaryota; Metazoa; Placozoa; Uniplacotomia; Trichoplacea; Trichoplacidae
Exons: 1
Biological process (GO): regulation of transcription by RNA polymerase II; cell differentiation
Cellular component (GO): nucleus
Molecular function (GO): DNA-binding transcription factor activity, RNA polymerase II-specific; RNA polymerase II cis-regulatory region sequence-specific DNA binding
Source: RefSeq, a predicted model, not a curated record